Morchella sextelata is the source of this 849-nucleotide messenger RNA. RefSeq lists its product as uncharacterized. Gene Ontology annotation, molecular function: oxidoreductase activity, acting on the CH-OH group of donors, NAD or NADP as acceptor. The coding region runs from base 1 to 849 and encodes 282 amino acids. NCBI's taxonomy places the organism in Eukaryota, Fungi, Ascomycota, Pezizomycetes, Pezizales, Morchellaceae. The transcript is spliced from 6 exons. The record is from RefSeq and is a predicted model, not a curated record.
AUGGCUGCCGUAUUCCGGACCGUCGUCAAGACCUGGCACAAGGAUGUCUACCCCUUCAUCUCUCCUACCUCCGGUCUCUCCAAUACCGCCGCUGGUAAAACUGUAAUCGUCACCGGCAGUGGGCGUGGAAUUGGAAAGGCAGUCGCACAAGCCUUCGCACAAGCCGGCGCAAGCAAAAUCAUUCUGACCGGCCGCACCACUAGUGAUGUUCUUGCCACCAAGAAACUCAUCGAAGAGGGCAACCCUGGAGUGAAGGACGCUGAGGUGGUGGAGCUGUUUGCAAACGUGAAGAGAGACGCCGGUGUACCUGAUGUGCUGGUGAAUAACGCCGGCGUCGCUGAAAGCGGAUAUGUGCCGCUUGCACAAAGUGACCCACUUGGAUGGUGGAGUGUCUGGGAAAUCAACAUUAAGGGAACAUAUCUGUGCACACGGGAGUUCAUUAAUGCUGUGAAAGCAGAGAGCCGCGGGGGCACCAUAAUAAACACGUCAUCAAUUGGUGCUGCGGUUGUCACGCCCACUAUGAGCUCCUAUCAGACUGGAAAACUGGCGUUGAUCAAAUUCACGGAGUUUAUUGAAGCCGAGAAUGGCAAAGAUGGGAUUCGAGCUUUCUCCUAUCAUCCGGGCGGCAUUAUUACCGACAUGGUGAAGCAGCCGCCGGCGGAAAUUCGGCACAUGUUCCAGGACACUGUUGAGCUUGCAGCUGGAACAGUGCUCUACCUCGCUUCCGAAAGAUCUGAGUAUUUGAGGGGACGCUUUAUCAUUGGGAAUUGGGACAUGGAGGAGCUGGAGCAGAGGAAGGAUGAGAUUGUAGAAAAGAACUUAUUCAAGAGCGGUAUUCAUUUUAAUUAA